Lindgomyces ingoldianus is the source of this 5850-nucleotide messenger RNA. Its product is annotated as beta subunit of fatty acid synthase. Gene Ontology annotation, molecular function: enoyl-[acyl-carrier-protein] reductase (NADH) activity; fatty acid synthase activity; [acyl-carrier-protein] S-acetyltransferase activity. Gene Ontology annotation, cellular component: fatty acid synthase complex. Gene Ontology annotation, biological process: long-chain fatty acid biosynthetic process. Bases 1 to 5727 code for a protein of 1908 amino acids. NCBI's taxonomy places the organism in Eukaryota, Fungi, Ascomycota, Dothideomycetes, Pleosporales, Lindgomycetaceae. The transcript has 2 exons. The record is from RefSeq and is a predicted model, not a curated record.
AUGCGCGUUUCCCAUGUCCUAGACUCACCGUGGCCUCAUCGCGCUUCACCGAGCUCGGCGCUAUUGGACGCUGCCGGUCAAGGCAGGGCACGAAUAUUGGCCAUCUUCGGCGGCCAGGGCCAUGAUACCUGUCUGGACACUCUCCAGACGCUACAUCAGCUCUAUCAGCCGCUGGUCGCCCCGCUGCUCUGGCGCGCCACAGCCCAUCUCCAGAAUCUGGCCAACCGGGAUGAGUUCCGCACCUAUUAUCCCAAUGGCCUCGAUAUUUUGCGUUGGAUCACCCAGUCCGACCCUGAGGCACGACCCGACGCUUCCUAUCUCAUCUCUGCCCCAGUGAGCUUCCCGCUCGUCGGCCUCUUGCAGCUCACCUGUUUCUAUGCAGUCUCCCGUAUAACGGGAUUAGAACCUUCCCAGCUUAUCAACAUUUUCUCUGCUGCCUCUGGCCAUUCACAAGGUCUUGUAGUGGCCGCAUUCGUCGCUGCAUCCUCAGAUUGGGACUCGUUCCAUUCCCUUUCCACCAAUGCGCUGUCGCUUUUACUCUCUUUGGGUGUGCGCUGUCAACAAGCCUUUUCGCUCGUCUCCCUACCUCCAACCUUGCUGAAGGAUGCUAAAGACCACGGAGAAGGAUCCCCGAGCCCAAUGCUGAGCGUACGCCAUCUGCCGCUCUCCAAAAUCGAAGCACUAGUGGCCCGAGUGAAUGCACAACUGCCUUCGCACGAGGCCAUUGAGAUUGGCCUCCACAAUGGUCCUACAAAUGUUGUCGUGGUCGGGCCUCCCAUGUCGCUGCAUGUCUUGAAUGUUUGUUUGCGCCCUCUCAAAGCUUCGCCCGGUGACGAUCAAGCCCGAGUUCCAUUCAACAAACGAAAAGCGCGAAUCGCAAAUACCUUUCUUCCUGUGUCUGCUCCUUUUCACAGCAGCUACCUGGCUGUAGCAACCCCAAUCAUCCUCCGGGAUGCACAAGAGAUGGGCGUCGAGAUACGUGGUUCUGACCUUGGCUGCGCCGUUUACACAACUACUCCAGAAGCUGAAGACCUGCGCAGUCGCGGUUGCCAGAACAUAGUACCCGAGCUCGUUCGAUUAGUCACCGAGGAACCACUACAUUGGUCCCCUGUCUGCUCCAUUCCGAACCCCACCCAUGUGCUCGAUUUCGGCCCUGGACGUGGCGCUAGUGGCGCCGGCGGCCUUGUGCAUGCCAUCAGCCACGGCAAAGGAGUCCGUAUAAUUCUUGCCACAGAGCUGAACGGCCGGAGUUUCAACUUUGGAGGAACAGCCGAAAUUGUACAGAGACAUCUGGUGGUUGAGCCUUCUUGGGCACAGCAGUACGCUCCUCGCAUAAUACGCACAGCGGGUGCUCGCACCAUGGUGAGUACCAAGAUGAGCAGGCUGCUGGGUCUGCCUCCUGUCAUGGUCGCUGGAAUGACUCCCACGACCUGCAGUGUAGACUUUGUGGCGGCAACGAUGAAUGCUGGGUACCACAUCGAAUUCGCUCUUGGUGGUUAUCAUGAUCCCACUUCACUUGAAGCCGCACUUCGAAAGGUGACUGAUAAGGUCUCCUCAGGACGUGGUAUUACCUGCAACUUGAUCUACGCAAACCCCGCGGCGCUGCGCUGGCAGAUUCCCCUCCUCCAACGCUUGAGUUCCGAAGAGGGCCUUCCCAUUGAUGGCUUGACCUUUGGCGCCGGCGUGGCAUCGUUGGAUGUGGCGAAUGGCUAUAUCCAAACAUUUCCUGGUCUCAAACACAUCAGUUUCAAGCCUGGCAACCUCAAUGCCAUACAGAAGGUCCUGGAAAUCGCCAAAGCAAACCCCCACUUUCCCAUCAUUCUCCAAUGGACAGGUGGACGAGGGGGUGGCCAUCAUUCAUUCGAGGAUUUUCACGAGCCCAUCAAGCGCAUGUACGGCGCCAUCCGUAGAUGUAAAAACAUCGUGCUCAUUGCUGGCAGCGGCAUGGGAGAUGUCGACAGUUCUUUCCCUUACCUCACCGGCGAAUGGUCGCGCAAGUUACACCUUCCCUUGAUGCCCUUCGAUGGUGUUUUACUCGGCAGCCGAGUGAUGGUCGCGAAGGAGACUCAAACCAGUCCAGCUGUCAAACAUGCCAUUGUUGCGGCUCAGGGCGUGGAUGACUCCGAGUGGACGAGGACCUACGACGGUCCUGCUGGCGGAGUUAUUACUGUCGUCUCUGAGAUGGGCGAACCCAUCCACAAGCUGGCAACUGAUGGUGUGCUUCUUUGGGCUGAACUGGACAAGACAGUCUUUAACAUCUCGGAAAAGUCCAAGAGGAUGCAGGUGCUCAAGGAGAAACGGAAUUACAUCAUCAGCCGUUUGAAUGCCGACUCUCACAAAGUCUGGUUUGGAUGGAGCAAAACAAAGGGGACAGCGGUAGGCGUUGAUGAGAUGACCUACGGUGAAGUUAUUCUGAGGUUAGUUGCAUUGACCUACGUCCGUCAUCGACAAGGAUGGCUCGAUGAGUCUUUUCGAACGUUAGUGCACGACUUCAUUUACCACGUUGCAUCUCGUUUCGUUACGCAUACCCCCCAGGCGCCUACGAUUCCAAGCCAUGCCGACCUAGAUGAUCCAGAGGCUUGCAUAGAAUGUUUAUUUGCUAAGUUCCCCUCAAUGAACGCACAUCUCAUGAGUUACCAAGACGUUCAGUUCUUUCUUGCCUUGUGCCGACGGAAAGGGCAGAAGCCUGUUCCAUUCGUCCCUGUCCUGGAUGAGCAUUUUGAGACAUGGUUCAAGAAGGACUCCCUUUGGCAAUCAGAGAAUCUGGAAUCUGUCGUCGAUCAAGACGUGCGCCGUGUCUGUAUUCUACAAGGUCCCGUCGCGGUCCGCCACUCAACUAAGGUUGACGAGCCCAUCAAAGAUAUCUUGGAUAAUCUUAAUCAUAGCUACAUUGAAAGGCUGCUCGAAAUCCAAGAGUAUGUGCCGUUUGUCGAGUGCUUCGGCCUUCCUGAGAAGCACUACCUGGAACGACGAGUAGCUGGAAUCAUUGGCAACUUGGGUGAUUGGCGGCAAGCCUUCUUCACCAGCAACGUGCUUCUGCAAGGCAGCCACGUGGUCGAGAACCCAAUCCGACGAAUACUCAAGGGUGGGCGAACAGUGUUUUCUGAUGCCGAUCUGAAUCGUGUUCACCUUUUCAGGGUGCAGGAUGAUUCGGUUCAGAAUGUUCAGGUCGAGCUCUUUGCUGACAACAUAAUUGAACUUCGUAUGCUUGGGAACCUCUCGGCGGACAAGGUUAGCGCGGAACUCUUACUCAAAUUUCGCUACAUCCCAGAAACUGGUUACGCUCCGAUACACGAGAUAAUGGACGGCCGCAAUGAACGCAUUCGGGAUUUUUACCGCCAGGUUUGGCUCGGAACAAGAUCAACGGAGAAACACUCCAUUCGCGACGAGCUUUUUCAAGCACCAGAAAAAAUCACCUCCGAGAGUUUGAAGCAGUUCCACCAGGCCUUGGAAUGCCCUGAAAUGCGUUUGGGCGACCAUCUGCAAGCCCCGAUGGAUUACGCCAUGGUAGCUGCCUGGAAACCACUUGUUGAGCCUCUCCUCGCGCAUGACCUGGCUGGCGAUUUGCUCAACCUCGUACACCUUUCUAACGGCUUCCAUGUCACUCCAGGAGUCCGACCUUUGGCAGAAGGUGACGUUGUGGAAACAAGGUCACGCGUCACAGCAGUCGUCAUACAAGCAUCUGGGAAGAUGGUUGAGGUGACGGCACACAUUCUGCGUGAAGGUCAAAUCGUCAUGGAGAUCCGCAGCCAAUUUCUUAUCCGUGGAAACUAUACUGACCACGCAUGCUGCUUCCGGAUUGCAGAGGCCGCCCCUGUUGAGUUGCAGAUCAAAUCAGCGAGCCAACUCCAAGUGCUUCUUGCAAAAGACUGGUUACAAUUGGACGAGUCCUGCGUUGAAAUGCUACACGUGGGCGCGAAGCUGAUCUUCAAGCUGCAAACACAUCAGCUUUCAGACGAGAUCAGCGUUUCCGGACAUGUGGAAGCCCUAAUAUCGCUUGGGGAAGGUGUUCAAGUUGCAACCGUUCGUCACGUAGGAGCAUUGGCCAAGGGAAAUCCCAUACUAAGCUACCUCAAGCGUCACGGCCAACUUGAACAGUCUCCAGUCACAUUUGCCAACCCGAUUCCUCUCCAGGAACUGAUGCUUCAAGUUCCGACGUCCAACAGAGACUAUGCAGUAGCAUCCGGCGACCUUAAUCCCAUCCAUCUGUCACCAGCUCUCUCACAGUAUCUUGGUUUGCCGGGCACCAUUACCCACGGCAUGCAAACAAGUGCACGUGUCCGGCUUCUGGUUGAGCGUCAUUUGUGCUUUUCGGACUAUUCGAGGUUCAAGUCGUUCCACUGCUCAUUUCUUGGAAUGGUUCUUCCGGGGGAUAAGAUCAAGGUUCUCUGCGAACAGGUUGGCAUGAAACGCGGCCGCAAGAUUAUUAAGAUCAAAGCGGUGAAGGAGGAGUCAGAUGAGGCAGUGCUCACCGGCGAAGCAGAGGUCGAAGUUGAAAAGACGGCAUUUGUCUUUACAGGGCAAGGCAGCCAACGUGUCGGCAUGGGCAUGGAUCUCUACGCCACGAGCGAGGCAGCCCGCGAAGUAUGGGAUCGAGCGGACCAGCAUUUUUGGAACCAGUACGGCUUUCUGAUUACAGAUAUCGUCAAGAAUAAUCCGAAGGAGCACAUUAUUCGAUUCGGUGGCCAGCAUGGUCGGAAGGUGCGUCAGCAGUAUAUGGACCUUGCUUUCCUGGACAUUGCCCCUGAUGGCACGUCUUCAAAGCGACGGGUGUUCCCGGAUCUUGACGAGACCUCGACUUCCCUCACCUUCUCGAGCCCAGGGGGUCUCCUUUCUGCAACGCAAUUCACGCAACCGGCACUGACGCUGAUGGAGAUUGCUACUUUCCGAGACAUGCAAGCCCGCGGCGUAGUCUCUGACGAAAGCUAUUUCGCCGGCCAUUCACUUGGCGAGUAUUCGGCACUGAGCGCCGUAGUCGACAUCGCUGCCAUCGAGGAAUUGAUGUCGGUCGUCUUCUACCGUGGGCUCACGAUGCAGUACGGUAUCAAACGAGACAAAGCAGGACGCUCAGACUUCGCCAUGGUUGCGGUGAAUCCAAGCCGUGUGCCAGAUUUCGACGGCACUACGCUCAAUCUUCUUGUGCAAGAGAUUGCGGCGGCCACGUCACUAUUGCUUGAAGUAGUGAAUCAUAACGUCGAAGGUCAACAAUACAUCUGCGCUGGCCAGCACCGCGCUCUCAAGUGCCUAGGCGAUAUUCUCGACUCAGCACACGCCGACCGCUCCAUCCGCCUUCGCACCCUCGCCCAGCAGCAACAAGACCAGCCAUUCUUCCACCAUGUCAUCGACACAGCCCUUUCCCAGCAACAGCAGCAGAGCACCCCAACAACCUCGCCCCUCGAGCGCGGAAAAGCCACAAUCCCGCUCCCAGGUAUCGACGUACCCUUCCACAGCUCAUACCUGCGCGCAGGCGUCGCGCCCUUCCGGCACCACCUCUCGCGCUCCAUCCGGCGCGGAGCAGUCGACGUGGAGAAGCUACGCGGGCGCUACGUGCCAAAUUUGACGGCGCGCCCGUUUGAGGUGUCGCGCAGCUACUUGGAGGAUGUGUGGAAGCUGACGGGGUCGGGGGUCAUGGAGGGGAUAUUGGAGCGCUGGGACGAGUUGGAAGCGUGGAAGCCUGGGGUUGGGGCGGAGCGGCCGGUGAUUGGUGGGGAUGCUGGCGUUGUAUAGAUUUUUCUUUCUUUUGCUUUGGUCUUCUGGUAGGUAAGACUUUCGUGUGUUAAUCUUGUAGUCUUUGUCAUUCCUUGCAUACAUAGGCGCGGGGCGUUUGAUAGAUAGCAUCAUGUAUCCUAC